Molecule: messenger RNA, 2756 nt
Organism: Anopheles stephensi (Asian malaria mosquito)
Lineage: Eukaryota; Metazoa; Arthropoda; Insecta; Diptera; Culicidae
Product: peptidyl-prolyl cis-trans isomerase sig-7
Exons: 2
Coding region: 168-2255 (695 amino acids)
Biological process (GO): protein peptidyl-prolyl isomerization
Cellular component (GO): nucleus
Molecular function (GO): peptidyl-prolyl cis-trans isomerase activity; RNA binding
Source: RefSeq, a predicted model, not a curated record
CGCGUUUGACGUUUCGAAAGGACGCCCGUCAUUGGAGCUGUCAAGUGCGGUUUUCACAGCAAACGCGCGUUUUCGGGAUUAAUUAUUGCUGAUUGUAAACAAAUGGAUAAGCGGAAAAUUUGCUAAAUAAGUUGUAUUAUCUGCUGCAAACUCACACGGCUGCCAGGAUGUCGGUCGUCAUCGAAACCACGAUAGGCGACAUCACGGUGGACCUGUUCCUGAAGGAACGUCCACGGGCCGCACUAAACUUUCUGAAGCUGUGCAAGCUCAAGUACUACAACUACAACCUGUUCCACACGAUCCAGUCGGAGUUUAUCGCGCAGACGGGCGAUCCGACCGGUGCCGGCGAUGGUGGCAUGUCGAUCUGGGGUAUCCUCGAGGGCAACCACAAGCGUUACUUCGAGGGCGAAAGUGUGCCAAAGAUUAAACAUUCCGAGCCGGGGCUGCUGUCGAUGGUGAACGCCGGGGAGCAUCUGAUUGGGUCGCAAUUUUUCUUCACGCUCGGUGCGGAUCUUACCUCGCUCGAUGGCCGCCACACGGUGAUCGGGGAGGUGACGGAGGGGCACGAGGUGUUGCGCAAGCUGAACGAAACGAUUUGCGACGAGCGUCACCGACCGUACAAGGAUGUGCGCAUUACGCACACCGUGGUGCUGGAUGAUCCGUUCGAAGAUCCGCGUGGUUUUCGGGAGCCGAGCCGUUCGCCUUCCCCGUCGGCCGAACGCUUGCAGGGUGGACGUAUUGCGGCGGACGAAGAGAUUGACGAUUUGGGCGGAAAGACGGAGCAGGAGAUAGCGGAAAUGAUUGCCGAGCGGGAGGCGAAAGCGCGGGCCACGAUUCUGGAGAUUGUGGGCGAUAUCCCGGAUGCGGACAUUGCACCACCGGAGAAUGUGCUGUUCGUGUGCAAGCUGAACCCGGUCACGACGGACGACGAUUUGCAGAUCAUUUUUAGCCGGUUCGGCAAGAUUAAGGGGUGCGAGGUGAUCCGGGACAAGCUGACGGGCGAUUCGCUGCAGUACGCGUUUAUUGAGUUCGAGAACCAAAAGUCGUGUGAGGAUGCUUACUUCAAGAUGGACAAUGUGCUGAUUGACGAUCGGCGCAUACAUGUGGAUUUCUCGCAGUCCGUGUCGAAGGUUAAGUGGCGCGGAAAGGGACGCGGCAUAGAGUUUAAGGAUGGAGCGGAUAAGCGAUCGUUUAAGGACUUUGACCGGAAGAAGCAGAAUCAGCAGCAGCACCAGCAGCAGCAGAAUCGUAACGGAGGACCGAACAAGCGCCAGAAUGCUUCCCCGAAAAGGGAGCGCGAGCAGGAGAAGCAGUCGACUCGAUCCGAAUCCGGAUCACGCUCAAGAUCCUCUUCUCGUUCGCGGCCAGCGAAAGACGAUCGUAGACAACGCAGUCGUUCCCGUGAGCGGAUGCAGCACCGUGAGCGGGAUAGAAACCGUCCGCAGGGACGCCGAGACGCACCGGAAGGUGGUAGUCGCGGACGCAAACCGCAACUAACCGAGCGCAACUCCGCCUAUCUGGAGCAACGGAACGGACGAGACAUUCGCAUCAAUCAAGGCAAGGUUGAUUACAAAAAUCGUCCCUACCCGGACAGCUUCGUGCAACGGAAAGGUCCACGCGAUAAGAGCGCAAAACGCGGUGGUCCGACGGGUGGUGGACGGUCUGGAAGUGGAAUGCGCCCCGAACCGCCACCGCGACGCCGGUCCCGAUCUCGUUCAAGGGAUCGCCGCCAGAGACGCUCCCGGAGUCGUUCGAGAGAUCGGCGCUACAGUCCCGACCGUUACCGCAGUCAACGGUCGCACUCGCGAGAAGCAAGAGGCCGUAGACAAAUCGAGCCAGAGCGUGUUGGAAGCCGCUCAUCACCUAGCCAGCAACGGUCGGAAGCAGAUUAUCGCCGUAGCGGUGGUGCAGCCGCCGUCUCCUCAAAACCUGCCCCGUCCGGAUCGCGCGAUCGAGAGCAACGCCGGGAAUCGGACGCCCCACUCAAACGGCGUUCUUCAAGCUCGGUUUCACGCUCAAGCCCACCGCCGAAGGAGAAAAGGAAGCGAAAGAGCUCAUCGUCGUCCCCGUCGUCCCGUUCGGAUAGCUCUUCGCCGUCCAGCUCGAGCGAUUCGGACGAGCGGUCCAAAAAGCGUAAGAAGAAAUCUUCGAAAAAGAAAUCGAAGAGCAGCAGGAAACGGAAGGGUUCCGGUUCGUCGGACGAUGAGAAGAACCGGAAAAAGUCGAAGGGAAAGAAGAAAAAGCGGAAGCAUUAGAUUUAGCAGCAGGAAGGAUGCAGCUAAGGAUGCAUUUUUAUUAACAUUGUAAGAGAGAGAGAGAGGAUAAGGAGAGUACCAAGGAACGCUAAAUACUAGGGAAGACCACUGCAAAUGGUGUUCGUUUUUUUUUUCAUCAGCAGUUUUCAUGCGAUGACUUUCAAUUCAUUUAAAUCCAUCCAACGAUUUUUGUACCAAAUCUGUCGAGUGCGCUUUAAGUUUCCUUGGGGCAGCCUGUAGUGGGCUCAGGUGAGGAUGUGAAAAACAUCCUGGACAAUUUGUAAUUUGGAGCGAAACUAUGGGACAGUGGACUGCUGAUCAGUAGAAAGGACCUCCGAACUGCACUCCUAGCAGAGAUCAGUAAAAUUUUCUCUGUGAAGAGCUAAAUCGAAGGAGCUUUUUACAUCAUACUGUAGUCAAGAAGGAAACCCCAUUCGUCGUAAAUCUGUUCGUAGAAAGGAAAUCAUAAUAAGUGAACAAAAAUCUCUGUUUCAAAACCAA